Messenger RNA from Xenopus laevis (African clawed frog), 1141 nucleotides. RefSeq names its product complement C1q C chain L homeolog (gene c1qc.L). The transcript is spliced from 3 exons. Gene Ontology annotation, biological process: signal transduction. Gene Ontology annotation, cellular component: extracellular region. Lineage: Eukaryota; Metazoa; Chordata; Amphibia; Anura; Pipidae. The coding region runs from base 103 to 834 and encodes 243 amino acids. The record is from RefSeq and is a predicted model, not a curated record.
ACGUGGGGGGGGGUGAGUAACUGCCCUGGUGCCACUUUCCCUUGUUUAACUGUAUCAGUCCAGCGCCCGAGUCCAGCCGAGGAGGGCAACAGCCAGACCCUUAUGAUGAUGAUGAUGAUGAUGUCAUUAACGGCCACUUUGGGGUUCGUGUCUCUGAUCACCCUGGUGGGAUCCAUGGAAUCUCCAUGUUGUUCCUGCACCGCUGGUCUGCCGGGAAUUCCCGGAAUCUCUGGGAAAGACGGACGAGACGGACGCAGAGGCCCCAAGGGAGAGGCAGGGCCCCCGGCAUCAUCAUUACCCAGAAGCCUGAGAGGAGACAAAGGAGAACCGGGCCCAAGGGGACCUCUCGGAAAAAAUGGGCCAAAGGGACCGACAGGACUUGAAGGAGAAAAAGGGGAGCAGGGGGAAGUGGGGGCGACCGGCAGCCCAGGGGACCAUAAGCGCCAGUACCAAUCGGCCUUUACAGUGGCCAGACUGACCCAAGAGCACCCCCUCAAGAACACCCCCAUUCUGUUCACUAAGCAGAUCACUAACGACCACCAAGACUACAAUGUGACCAGUGGCAAGUUCCAGUGUCGGAUCCCCGGCCACUACUUCUUCUCCUUCCACUCGUCCCACUCGGCCAAUCUCUGCGCCGCCCUCUAUGUGGAUGGAAAGGCCACGAGCAGCUUCUGUGACCACAUGUCCAGCAAGUCCCAGGUGGCCUCUGGGGGGGUCCUGGUGUCCCUGGCGGGGGGGCAGGAGGUCUGGAUGGAGGUCAAUGACUACAAUGGGAUGAUUGGCACCGAGGGCAACGACAGCGUUUUCUCUGGGUUCCUUGUGUCUCCUCAAUAGACAAGCGGGGGGCUCUUAGCUGCCCCUCAUUCACUGGCACAAACCAAUGGGAGAAUGGGGGGGGGGGCUCUGCCAGAUUCUUUGGGGUUUUUCUUCUUUUUUUACAUGUUUCAUUGAGAUCCAACAUAGGAACCCAGUAAAUUGGUUACCCCUCUAGUAAUGGAACCAAAUCUGCCCCUCGUUACCCUCCCCCCCUGGGGAAAGCAACGUCCAAUCAUGUAGCAGCUUUACCCCCAGCCAAUGAUCUCUGUGUGUCUAUAACAUUGUGAUCCAUUAUAUACAUUAAAGGGCAAGUAUUCCUAUCCUG